Rotaria sordida is the source of this 1407-nucleotide messenger RNA. The record is from the annotation of a GenBank genome assembly. Lineage: Eukaryota; Metazoa; Rotifera; Eurotatoria; Philodinida; Philodinidae.
AUGGUUGAAUGUGAAUAUUUGAAAUUAUUUAUUGCUAAUUGUAAAAAUGAUUAUAAACUUAAUUGUCGUCGAUUACUUUCAUUUUGUAAUAAAACAAUGGCUUCAUUUUUCUAUAUGUUAACAUAUCAAGUUGAACUUGAUGAUAGAAUUUUUUUCACGUCUGUUGAAUUAUUGAAUAAAUAUUUAAUUUGUUCAAUGAUAAAAGCAUGUAAUUCAAUUAGUAAAGAUUCAAGUAAUCUCAGAAAUCAAUAUGAAUUAAUUAAAGAAAAAUAUCUUCGAGAGAAAUAUAUUAUUGCUACUGCUUGUUUUCAACUUGCAACACAAAUUUGUGUAUGUCAUUUUUCUUUUCAUUAUUCAUUUCUUCUAUCUAUUCAAGUAGAUAUGUCAAUGGUGAGACCAAGAAAGACCAUAUUCUUUCAUCUCUUAUUUUAUUCCGAUAAAUAUUUCUUUUUUGUUUUAAUUUCAAAUCCUUCAGAAAAUUUCAUAGCCAUUAGAAUUUUGAAAAAAAAGUGGGUAUCUUAGACUUGUUUUCGAAUUCAAAUAGGUAGUAUGUUAUAUUAUCAAAUACAAUCUAAAAGAAGUGUUGAAGUAUAAGGAUGAAAAUUUGAACCUAUUAGUAUAGACUGUGACAGACAUUACUAUGGAAACAUCAAAGAUUAUAUAUGAAUAACGUCUAGUUAUAAUAUAUACUGGUGGAGAGAAGUUUAGAGCAGUUGUAUUUUUAAGUUUUCUUCUCGAUGGUAAUAAAUGGCAAGAAUCUGAAAAAAGAUUUGUAUAAUUGAAAAGAUUCCUGAUUAGGGUUGGUAAGCUCGAAGACUCUAACAAAAUUGCUUCGCAGAGAAUAUGUGCAAAAUCAAGACUUUCAAAAUCAACUUUCUGGUUUUCAUUCGAAGCUUUUAGAAACCAUAGAACAUGUCUUCAGUCACUUCAUGACCAUCCUUGAUUGGACUGCAUUCAAUUUACAGAAAGCUCAAGAAGUAUUUUUCUCUUCUUUUUAUUGAAAAUUGCAAUGUUUUUAUUAUGUUUGACGCUUUGAGACCUUCUGUAAAUUGAAUAUAUUUCGAUAAAGGAGGAUCGUCGAGAGGUUGGAGACAUGUUCUAUGGUUCCCAAAAGCUUCGAAUAGAAGCCAGAAAACUGCGUUUGGAAGUCGUGGUUUUUCGUAGGGCGUUUAUCCAAGCAGUUUUGUUAAAAUCUUCUAGUCUACUAAUUCUAAUCGAGUAUACAAAUGUUUCUUCAGAUUCUUGUUAGCUAUUAUCAUCAAGAAGAAAAUUUAAAAAUACAACUACUCUAAACUUUUAUCCUUCAUUAUCCUUAUUGCAUUCCUGCGGGAUUAAGUAAAAACGAUGGUGAAGAAAUUUGCUAUAAAAUAAAACGAAUAAAAUUAUCUCUUUGUGAUUAGUAAGAGC